Messenger RNA from Pogona vitticeps (central bearded dragon), 4371 nucleotides. RefSeq names its product family with sequence similarity 169 member A (gene FAM169A). The record is from RefSeq and is a predicted model, not a curated record. Lineage: Eukaryota; Metazoa; Chordata; Lepidosauria; Squamata; Agamidae.
UUUGACAUGGGGAGUGCGUCGUUUCCAGCCUUGCCUUCCUUCAUUUUGCGUUCCCAAGCCGCCCAGCUGUGCCGCCUCAUACAGAGAAUGUCCAAAAUGGAUUUGAGGCGUUAGGGUCCGUCUGGGCCCGCGUGCCUUUUGUGGCCGCUGCUGGGUCGGAGCCACCAAGCAGACGAGACCCCGGGUGCUGUCUGGGAGCUCCCGACGUUUGCAAGAAUGAGUGCGUCAGAAACCGAGGGAGGAGAGGGGCGACCAGAAGGGGAGGGACGGCGGCUGUGAGCUGAGGCGCCUGGUAGCAGUAGCAGCAGCAGCAACAACCUCGGCAAGGGCAGAAACCGAGCUCCGGUGAACCCAGGCAGCUCCUUCCCAGCCCCUUCCCCACAUCUUGGGAGGGGAGAGAGCGCGUGGCCAAGGGGAUGGCCUUCCCUGUGGACCUUCUAGAUAACUACAGCCAUGAAGAUCUGGAGAGUUCUGGAGAUGAUUAUCUUUCUGACCUUAGGUGUGCAGAUCCAGAAAACCCAGAAUUUCUGUCUCUUGGCAAUAAUGUCAAAAUUCCAAUAUGCUUAUCAACAGUAGGCUUCGUUCCUAUUUAUGGCGGAGAAGAAAGACACAAAGUCCUUGCUUUGUUUGCACCAGAGGAUUCACUAGCAGCUGUUGCCCUCUUUCUUGCUGAUCACUGGUGGACUAUUGAUGAUAUUUUGAGAACAUCGGCUCCUUCUAGAGAAGGUGUUUUACGGGUGAAGUCCAUUGGAGAGAGAGUAGUUCUUUAUGUGCUGAACAGAAUAAUAUAUCGCAAACAAGAAAUUGAGAAAAAUGAGUUUCCAUUCCUUUGUCAUGGUAGCCAUGAUUAUGCAAAAAUUCUUUGGAAGAAAGGAGAGGCAAUUGGCUUUUAUUCUGUUAAGCUUCCAGGAAGCAUAUGUAGUGCCUUUCUUACCCAGAGCUACCAGCUUCCAGUCCUGGACACUAUGUUUGUGAGGAAGAAACAUCGAGGGAAGGAUUUUGGGUUACUGAUGUUGGAAGAUUUUGUGGACUCUUUCACAGAAGAUGCGCUAGGCCUGAGGUUUCCACUUACAUCUUUCAUGCAUUCUGCUUGUCAGAAGUACUUUGAAAGGUACCCAGGGGAUCAUGACCUUCUAUGGGAAGUUGAAGGAAUAGGCCACUGGCACCAGCGAACACCUAUAGCUAGUGUAUUGCAAAGAGAAAGUUCAAAAUACAAAGCAGAAGGAUUGGAAAAAGAAAGUCAUGGCUCUCAAAAUGAGGAUGGCUUUUUGCAGACUGCCAUGGACCGUGGCACAACUAAUGAACAGACGACAGAGCCCAUUGAAACACGGCUAAGUGUUGAUGCUCAUAACAACAAAGAUGGCUCAGAUGUAUGUGAAGGGACUUCAGAAGAACUUAAUGCUGUACCACUUUGUACUCGUUCACGAAGCAAUCAUCUGAAACAUCCAAAGUUUGGGAAAAGAAUGCAAGAAUCAGAUGUUUCUGAAGGUGAAGAUACAAGCACUUCUCAAGCACCAGAGAACAGACCAGAACCUGUUACACAUGUGCCUGAAAGGUCAGAAGAGUUGAUGGUGAUGGAUAACGUGGGAGAAAAUGUGGCUGAAAAAGAGCAGGAGGUGUUGACAGAAAAUCAGAAACAACCAGCCCAAGAAAUACCACAAUUAUGUCCUCCAUGUGAGAAACAAGAUGAUAAGGAAGAAACAGAUGUAGAGCCACUCAAUGGAGAGCUAAUGGAAGAUGCCAUCAAGGUGUCAAUAGUGACUGAAGGGCAAACGGCAAGUGAAAUUAUGGAUGGCGAUUCAAAAUUGCAGUCGGAAAGUUCAGAGGAAGCGACUUUAACUCUGCUUGUUCCAUUAAUCCUUGACUCUUCAGUAAAAUCCACAGAGGAUAGUGAUGACAAUAUAUCAGAUAAGGUUGAGAAUGAUACCGAAGCAACACCAGAGGAGGAGCAACAGGCACUGCAAAAGAAAAGAGCGCUUGUUCCAAAUGCAGAUCCUGCAGUGGCAGCAGAAAAGGAAGAACCUUCCAAUAAUGGCCUUUCAAACUCUGUUGCAACCGAGGCUCCAGAAGAUGCCAGUUCUGAAAAUGUGUCUCCCAACACAACCUCCUCCUUGGAAGAGCAAAGUGAAGAGGGAGGAUCUGACUUCCCAGAGGCCCCUGUUGUUUUGGGUCAGAGUUUAGUGAUGGUUGAACUGGAGGACAUUUCAUACCAGCAACACUCAGAGGGGCAAAAGAACCAAAUGGAUGAGCAGUCUGAGGAGUCAGCUGAGCCGGCAUCUGAGAGAGCAGCAGAUAGCAGUUCAGAGGAAGCAGAAAUAGAGGUGCCUGUAGUAGACAGGCGGACCUUGCGAAGAAAAGCCAAAGGAUACAAAGGACCCCCCAAGAAAAAAGGAAAGCUUGCCUGAAAAGAGAGGCGUUUCCCUCCUUUUGGAACCAUUGCUUGUUCUCCUUUAAAAACAAACCAUCCCCUAAGCUAUUAAAUUAUAUGGAACAGUAGUUCACACAUGUAUUCAGACACUAGUUUCACCACCCUAUUUUCCCUUCACUCGGUUUCAUUUAUUGUGUAAGUCAUUAUCCAGGAAAACAUACAUCAGAUAUGAAAAUAGAAGACCCAUUAAAAAAGACCAUUCAUUGAUUAAAUUUUUAAAAAGGAAGAACCUGCUUUAGCAGAGUAUGUUUAGACAGUGUAAUUUUGCAUCAGCCACACUGAGAAUGUAGGGAGGCCAAAUAGACAUAAUCUUGCAUUGGAAUAAUUGUUGUAGUAUCGCAUGUGUCUCUUGAUUUGCAAGUAUAGUAACUGUUCUGCAAGUGAAUCAAGUACGUCUGACACAUUUCAUGUGUCAUAUGUUUCUCUGGAUCCCAGGGAAUAAUAAUCUUGAGACAUGGGUCGGCAAUCUGGUAUUCUCUAGGAGUUUUUGACUACAGCUUCUAUCAGGUCCAGCCACUUUGGGGGUGGGUGGGUUAUGAAUGUGGUAGUUCAAAAUGUUAAAAGAGGACCCCUGGUUACUUACUCCUGCCUUGAGACAGGUAGGCAAACCCAGUCUGAAGGGUAUGCCUUCGUAACUUCACAGACCUAUCUGGAUGGCGUAAUUGUAAUUAUUUUUGACUCCCAUGUCAUUAUUUUGUAGUAAAUUAAAAUAAUAUUUUGUAAUACCAGAAGUAGAGAACAGCUGACAUUCUUUGUGCUUAGCUGGAAGAUCUUCCUCUGUUUUUUCAUUAGUGCUUCAUAGAUACCAUGCCAGUGUUCAUUAAAUCAAGUAUUAUAUGCUCUGGUUUGUGGAUCAGCUGAGCUUAAAUUCUUGGUGUAUAUGGAGUUCUCUGAUUAUUUCACCUGUGAGUAAAGCAGAUUUGUUUCUUUUCAUGAGUAAAGAACUGAACAUAAUUAAGAAUUACAGUAAUAUAGACAUAGAUAAGAACUUCACAUUUGUAUGGUUACAUCUUUUUAUAAGUAGCAACAAUUGGUCAGGUUAAAAAAUAAUGGCCCAGCCCAGUGGCACUGCAGGGCCUAUGUGAGGGAAUAUUCUUAUCACUUGCGCAACUCCCUGCAGCGCUCAUUCCCACCCAAAACUAACACUGGAAGAAUUCCUGUCCUUUUUGAAAUACUGUAGUUUUUCUGGAUGUACAGGGAGCUUCCGUGGGGAAAGAUUACCUCCUGUCCCUCAGUUCCACUGAGGUAAGUACUUCUGUCAGUAGAUUUCCUCUAUUGGGUUAGACCAUUGUUUUGCAUUUAAAGCUGUAUCUCUUUUAGUAUGUAUUCUUUUAAAAGUUCACUUGAAUAUCGUUAAAGUAUUUAAUUUUAAUCUGCUGAGAAUUGGUCUGUUUUUGCUUUCUGGUUAUACAAAAGUUAUGGAUAUUUUCUAUUAGCUCAUUUUGACUGCUUUUUAAAAAAACUCUUCUUGAAAAAAGUGCUGUUGUUUUUUAAAGCAUGCCCUAAGAAGUUUUGGAUUUGAAGUGUAUAGACUUGCUGAGUUAAGCCUGGAUUUUUAGGAUGCUGUGCUUUUUUCUACCAAUGUACAUUUUGUAUAUUGCGGAUUAGGAGUAGAGGUGCAGAGCUCUUGAUUCAUAAGAAAAUAUAUUCAUAUGAAUGUUCAGCAUUGCUAACACUAGUUAAACACAUACUGUGAUGAAACACAUAAAAUACAGUUACUGCUUGUGUCUUGUACUAAGAGUUAUUUUUCUUUGUUGUAAAUAGGGCACCUUGACAAUUUAACAUUAGCCUGCAGUUUUUGCUUUCUCAUUAUGACUGGAAUUUUCCAAGGUGAGUUGGGUUAGAUUACGAAGACUUGAUGUACAGCCUUUUAAACAAAUAUAGGAUGUGAAUGUUAGGUGUAUUGGGCUAAACUUUAAUAAAGUAUCCAUUUCACGAGUCUC